Messenger RNA from Drosophila grimshawi, 502 nucleotides. RefSeq lists its product as uncharacterized. The record is from RefSeq and is a predicted model, not a curated record. The coding region runs from base 131 to 460 and encodes 109 amino acids. The transcript is spliced from 3 exons. Lineage: Eukaryota; Metazoa; Arthropoda; Insecta; Diptera; Drosophilidae.
AAUAAAAAGAAAUGAAAAACUAUUAGCAAGAAGCAAAAAACCGAAGCGCAGCUCGGUAAAAAGCAACGCAAGUGAGAAAGGGAUAGCAGCUGUUUUUGCUGUCGGCAUCGCCUUUGAGGCUCUAAGGACAAUGGUUCAAGUGCAAAGAGGAUGCCGCGCCAAACGGAGAGUGCAACACCGACACAGGGACAAGGACAGGGACUGGGAGAGGCAGCAGCGGCAAACAGGAAACAGGGAGACAGUGCAAGGACGCGCAUUUGCUUUUCGCCGCUUUUGGCCUGUGUGUGUUGCAACACGAUGCGCUCAAAAGGUGCAGCAAAAGGAAAUACUUCUCUUCAUUGAACCUGGUCGCACUCCACUGCACAAAGGAAAAACGAAUUUCACAACAAUCGUAAAUGGGGAGAAAAUGUGGAAUACUCACGGCUCACAUAUAAGCCAAUAUCAAAUUAUAAUCAAAUAAUGAGAAAUGGUGCAUACUUACAUAUGGACCAUUAACAGAAAC